This is a messenger RNA of Penicillium cosmopolitanum, 2181 nucleotides long. Its product is annotated as pre-rRNA-processing protein ESF1. The record is from RefSeq and is a predicted model, not a curated record. The transcript has 2 exons. Lineage: Eukaryota; Fungi; Ascomycota; Eurotiomycetes; Eurotiales; Aspergillaceae. The coding region runs from base 1 to 2181 and encodes 726 amino acids. Gene Ontology annotation, molecular function: RNA binding. Gene Ontology annotation, biological process: rRNA processing. Gene Ontology annotation, cellular component: nucleus.
AUGGCAGGACAAGACAAGAAAAAGGCGAAGAAGGGUGGCAAAGCCAAAGGCGAAGCCGGUCCGGUGAUUACCGACCCUCGAUUUGCCAAUAUCCAGACCGAUCCCCGCUACCGUCUUCCCAGCAAGCGUCAAACCCAUGUCAAACUCGACAAGCGCUUUCAGCACAUGCUUGAGGAUAAAGAUUUCUCUCGCAAUGCUGCUGUUGACCGAUAUGGACGCAAAUUGGCCCGUGACGAUACAAAGAAACAACUGAAGAAGCUGUACCGUUUGGACGAGGAUGAGGAUAACGAGGAGGAGCAGGAGGAAGAGGAGGAUGUCGCAGACAAUGUCAGCAUUGACGAUGACAAGGAAGUGCGGAAAGAGCUGAAGCGGAUUAAUGAAGGACGCUCGUACGAUCCUGCUCGCGAUGGCGGAUUUUCUGACUCUUCAUCCGAAGAGGAAAGCUCAAGUGAAGAGGAGGAGGAUGAAGAGGCAGAAUUCGAUGAAGACGAAAUUGAAUUCCCCGACCAGCAGCAAGCCAAUGUGCCUCUUGGAGAUGUAACGACUCGGAUAGCGGUCGUCAAUCUGGACUGGGACAAUAUUCGUGCCGAAGAUCUUAUGGCCGUUUUCUCAAGCUUUGCCCCGACUGGAGGCCGUGUGCUGAAGGUGUCUGUCUACCCAAGUGAAUUCGGAAAAGAGCGCAUGGAGAAGGAAGAGAUUGAAGGACCUCCUCGAGAGAUCUUCGCUACGAAAAAGGAGGAAGAGGAGGAAGAGGAGCUUGACUCGGACGAGGAAAAGGAAGAAAUCAAAAAGUCCAUGCUGAAGGGUGACGAUGGUCAAGAGUUCAACUCUACAGAAUUGCGCCGCUACCAGCUUGAGAGACUCCGCUACUACUACGCAAUUCUUACAUUCUCCACCAAGGAGGUGGCCAAGCAUGUCUACGACCUCGUUGACGGCGCGGAGUAUCUCUCUAGUGCCAACUUCUUUGAUCUCCGCUUCGUUCCCGAUGAGACCGAUUUCGACGAUGACAAGCCCCGAGACCAAUGCUCUCGAAUUCCCGACGACUACAGACCCAGCGAUUUCGUCACCGAUGCUCUUCAACACAGCAAAGUCAAGUUGACCUGGGACGCGGAUGAUAAGGCUCGCAAGGAGGCCCAGGGACGUGCGUUCCGUGGCUCGCGAAAGGACAUUGAUGAAAACGACCUGAAGGCAUACCUUGGCAGCGACAGCUCUGACAGCGAGGACGAGGAAGAUGGCGGAGUGGAAGUUGUUGAUAAUACUACAAACGAAGGCACAUCAAGCAAGCUUUCCAAGCGGGACGCCGAGAGACAGCGCAUGCGGGCAUUGCUGGGUCUCAGCGCGGAACCCACGCGCUCCAAGUCCGAUGGCCCCGUUGGCGAGAUGGAAGUGACCUUCACGUCUGGUCUGGCUGGCGGUCACGGCAAGGAUACCAUCUUCGAGAACGAGCCAGAGAUCGAGGAGAGCACUGUCGACAAAUACGUGCGCAAGGAACGCGAGCGCAAGAAGCGACGAAAGGAGAAGCAAAAAGCCAAGCGUGGCGACGAAGAUGGAGAGGACUCGGAUAAUGGCGCAAAGGAGGAGGAGGAGGUUGCCCCGGCCGAGGUAGCCCAAACGGAGGAAGACUUGGGCUUCAACGAUCCCUUCUUCGAUGAUCCAUCCGGCAAGGCUGAGGCAACAUCCCGCCGCAAGGAGGAGAAGCGUAAGAAGCGGGAGGAACGUGCUGCUGAAGAAGCUGCCUCGGCUCGCCAACGGGCUGAGCUGGAGCUUCUCAUGGUGGACGACAAGCAGGCAGACAUCAAGCACUUCGACAUGACUGAGAUUGAAAAGGCCGAGAAACAGGCCAAGCGGAAGAAGGGCAAGGGCAAGGGCAAGAACAAGGAGGCUGUUGCAGUCCCGGAUGAUUUUAAUGUCGACGUCAGCGAUCCCCGAUUCGCCCGUCUGUAUGAGAGUCAUGAGUUCGCGAUUGAUCCUACCAAUCCCCGAUUCAAGGCGACCUCCGGCAUGAAGGCCCUGUUGGACGAAGGCCGUAAGCGCCGGCGUAACGGAGAUGACGUUGAGACCGAUGUGGCAGGGGAGCACCGGGACAGCUCGAAGAAGCAGAAGAAGGCAUCAAAGGAGGCUGGGUCCGAGGAUCUCAAGCGGUUGGUGGACAAGGUCAAGCGGCAGUCGAAGAAGGCAUGA